CGCUCGCAGAGGCUGGCGGCGCGCAGGCAGAGCAAGGCUGGCCGUCGGCGCAGCAGCUGCAGCAGGCGCUGUCCGCCGUUCCUGGUGCUGAAAGCUCCGUGGUGCUGAACGCGCCUCCGCUCGCUCGCUGCUGCUGCUGCUGCCGGUGGCCGUCGAGGGGCAGCGGCGGCUGCUGUGCUCCAUGGACGAGAUGGAAGAGGAGCUCAAGUGCCCGGUGUGCGGCUCCUUCUACCGGGAGCCGCUGAUCCUGCCCUGCUCGCACAACCUGUGCCAGGCGUGCGCCCGCAACAUCCUGGUGCAGACGCCCGAGGCGGACUCGCCGCAGAGCCGUCGCGCCUCGGGCUCCGGCGGCUCGGCCUCCGAUUAUGACUACCUGGACCUGGACAAGAUGAGCCUCUACAGCGAGGCGGACAGCGGCUACGGCUCCUACGGCGGCUUCGCCAGCGCGCCCACCACCCCGUGCCAGAAGUCUCCCAACGGCGUGCGCGUCUUCCCGCCGACCGUGCCGCCCGCCGCGCACCUGCCGCCGGCCUCGGCCGCUUCUCUGGCGCCGGUGCCGCGCAACUCCUGCCUGACGUGCCCGCAGUGCCACCGCAGCCUGAUCCUGGACGAGCGGGGCCUGCGCGGCUUCCCCAAGAACCGCGUCCUGGAGGGGGUCAUCGACCGCUACCAGCAGAGCAAGGCGGCCGCCCUGCGCUGCCAGCUGUGCGAGAAGGCGCCCAAGGAGGCCACCGUCAUGUGCGAGCAGUGCGACGUCUUCUACUGCGACCCCUGCCGCCUGCGCUGCCACCCGCCGCGGGGGCCGCUAGCCAAGCACCGCCUGUUGCCCCCUGCCCAGGGCCGGGUCAGCCGGAGGCUCAGUCCGCGCAAGAUCUCCACCUGCACCGACCACGAGCUGGAGAACCACAGCAUGUACUGCGUCCAGUGCAAAGUGCCCGUCUGCUACCAGUGCCUGGAGGAGGGCAAGCACUCCAGCCACGAGGUCAAGGCCCUGGGUGCCAUGUGGAAGCUCCACAAGAGCCAGCUGUCUCAGGCGCUGAACGGACUCUCAGACAGAGCAAAGGAGGCCAAAGAAUUUCUGGUGCAACUACGGAACAUGGUGCAGCAAAUCCAGGAGAACAGCGUGGAGUUUGAAGCCUGCCUCGUCGCCCAGUGUGAUGCCCUCAUUGAUGCCCUCAACCGGAGGAAAGCUCAGCUGUUGACGCGGGUCAACAAGGAACAUGAGCACAAGCUGAAGGUGGUGCGGGACCAGAUCUCCCACUGCACAGUGAAACUACGCCAGACGACGGGACUCAUGGAAUACUGCUUGGAGGUCAUCAAGGAGAACGAUCCCAGCGGAUUCCUCCAGAUCUCUGAUGCGCUGAUAAGGAGAGUCCACCUGACAGAGGACCAAUGGGGGAAAGGAACCCUCUCCCCAAGGAUGACGACAGACUUUGACCUGAACCUGGACAGCGGGCCUUUGCUGCAGACCAUCCACCAACUGGACUUCAUGCAAAUGAAAGCUUCCUCCCCAGUGCCGGCCCCCCCAAUCCUCCAGCUGGAAGAGUGCUGCACCCAGAACAACAGCGCCACCUUGUCGUGGAAGCAGCCUCCACUUUCCGCGGUGCAAGUGGACGGAUACAUCCUGGAGUUGGAUGACGGGAACGGUGGUCAGUUCAGGGAGGUGUAUGUCGGGAAGGAGACGAUGUGCACUGUGGAUGGACUCCACUUUAACAGCACCUACAGUGCUCGGGUCAAGGCCUUCAACAAGACCGGGGUCAGCCCCUACAGCAAGAUGCUGGUCCUGCAGACCUCCGAAGACUCCGAACCGGAGGAGCAGGCCCUGACUUUCCCAGUGCCUUUGGAAAGGCUGCAGCUGCGUAGAUCCAGCCCCUUCUCCUCCACCCUUAACCUGCAAAACAGCUUUCCGGGGAGAUCCUACUUUGAGCUCAGAUCCUCGUCCCACCAAAUGAGCUUGCACUCUUCUUUACAAUCUCUGAAUUCGGCCGGUUUUGAGGCUCAGUCAGGACCUUUCUCCCAAUUGGUUGAUAUUAAAAAACUGGUAGCAGGUAGGAGCCAGUUUGGAUGCAUGGGGCCAAUGGAACCUACUGACUGGCUGCAACAGUUUGUGUGUGUUUUGGCCUGGUUUUCGUUUGACCCAAAUACGGCCCACUCGGACGUCAUCUUCUCCAACGACAACCUGACGGUCACCUGCAACAGCUAUGACGACCGGGUGGUGUUGGGCAAAACGGGCUUCUCCAAGGGUCUCCACUACUGGGAGCUGUCCAUCGACCGCUAUGACAACCACCCAGACCCGGCCUUUGGUGUGGCCCGCAUGGAUGUUCUCAAGGACGUCAUGCUGGGGAAAGAUGACAAGGCCUGGGCCAUGUAUGUGGACAACAACCGGAGCUGGUUCAUGCAUAACAAUUCACACACCAACAGGACUGAAGGGGGCAUCACCAAAGGGGCUACAGUCGGGAUCCUGCUUGACCUCACCAGGAGGACCUUGACCUUCUCCAUCAAUGAGGACCAGCAGGGGCCGGUGGCCUUUGAGAACCUGGAAGGUGUCUUCUUCCCUGCUGUCAGUCUGAACAGGAAUGUGCAAGUGACGCUGCACACCGGUCUCCCAGUCCCGGACUUCUACAACGCACGAGGCUCCAUGCAGUAAGGAGUCAGGGGGCGCCCGGCGGCUUUUUCUCAGGACAUACCGAGAGACCUGCGUUCGUUUUCUUCAGGAAUUGACCUCAUGGGAGAAAGGAGGAGAAUAUCUGGUCGUCUGGUAACUCCAGGCCAGCGGAAACCAAAUUUUUUAAACAAACAAACAGACAGACAAAAAGCGGGGUGGAAUCUAGAGAAGAGAAAGGACCAAGCAGACUUUGGGCACCCGCCAGGGCCACCCCUCUCCGCCUUUCCAGCCCCACCUGUGCUCUCUCUGUGUGUGUGUGCACGAGUGUGUGUUUGCUUUGCUAAUUUUGCUCUUUCGGCUGACGACAGCGUUCCGGAGAGAGCCUGAGAUGCGACUCUCUCGAAUCAGCUUUUGGAUUCAGUUAUUCUUUCAGUUUGCGAUUUCCCCUUUCCCCUAAAUGUGGAUCAGAUUCCCAAGGGUUGGCUGAACCAACUUCCGGAUUCUCCAGCCAGAAGGAAAACUGAGCUUCACUUGCUACGGAUGGAGAGUUGUGCAUAUAACAUCAGCCAGACUCCCACCCCAAGCCCCUGGGCGGGCAAGAAUUGGCUGGUCCUUGAAGGGUUUGCAGAGAGUCCAGUCGUCUUUUCCCUCCUCUGUCCUCGUGGCCUUUCUUGCUGAAUAAUACCUUCUCAUAGACAUCAGCUUGGGAUCACCACUUAAUCGCCAUACAAAAGCCAUGUAGAAUGAUGAAUCAAGCCCUGGGAGAUGGGAUUUAUCUUAAUUUUUUCCCAGUCAAAGCAGAGAGUUGGGGGAAAGGUCACAUGAUCCCCCCCCCCAAAUGUCAGUGUUUAGCUUUUUGUUUUUCAAAAUCAGGCACCCCUUUUUUUGAUCCAGAGGAUGCGCAAGGCAGUUCACCACAAAGCACAGAACACCGGUAUAAACAAAUCAACACUGGAAAAUAAUAAUGUUGGUUAUGAAGGAUGAUAUUUUAGUAGGGCGUCCUUUGGGGCCUAGCAACUGAGGCCUGGUUCUCCAGCCCAGAUGUGAUGGGAGCUGCUCCCAGUACCCACAUCUGAAAUGGUACAGCUCAGAUACAGGUCUAACAGCCCUGUGAGGGUGAGGUGUACGAUUUAGACGACUCUAUGGAGGAGUCCUCAACGCUUCAAUCAACAUAUGAAAUUAGCACCAUUUUCAAAUUUGGAAUUCUAUUGGCAGAACUUCGUAUUUGAGUUCUGAGUAAAUUAUCACUUUGUAGGAGCAGAACAUUUCCAUUUUCAGCGAAUUUCAAAACUCAAAUGCCAACAUUCCGAUUUCUGAAUGCUCCCCCCAAAAUGCCACCCAGAAUUGCCCCCCUGCCAGCAUUCAGCAAAUAUAUCCAAUAUCCCAUUUCUUUUCUGAUUGGGAUGGAUGGUUGUAUUUAGCAGAAUGUGACAGUCUUCUGGCUAAAGUUAUCCAGACAUUUGUCCUGUACCUCUGUAAACGGAGGGGGGGGUCACCAAUCUGUCUCUGAACGCCUGACGUAGAAGGAGGCACCCACAAUUUGCUCUAGUGUGCAACAAGGGCCCUUUGCACGCUGGAGACGGCAGCUCCCAUAAUGCACUUCUGUUUCUCAUUUGUUUACAUCGGCCUUUGCUAUCCUGAUAUCCUCUCGCUGUUUCGGACUGAAGCAAAAUGUGAGAGGUCACAUCCUCCCAGUCCUUUUCCAAGUACAAAACCUCAACAGACCGUUGAAUCUUGUUUCAACAUCCUCCACUGAACCCCAAGGGCGCAGGACAGGUUGCAUAACACGCGCAUACACAGAGCUCCCGCCGCUUGACGCCCUUCAAUAUUUGCCGCCUGAGGCAGCCGCCUCAUGUUAGGGCCGGCCCUGUGGGACAUCCUUCACGCUGCGGUGAUUAUCGCAGCUUUGACUGGAAACGGCUUCUUACAUGAUUGUUUUGUGUGCUAAGUCAGUUUGCAGAGAUGCGACUCCUGACUGGUCACGGUGCAGGGAGAGAUUUCAGACUGGGAGAGAUCCAUAUUCACAGCAAGGCUCCAAGGCUGGCUCUUAGAUAUAUUCAAGUUUCCCUUGUAAACCCAAUUCGUUGUGUUUCAUUUUCAUGCCGUAAUAAUGCUACAUUAUCAGCACCAGUCAAACAGUCAUCUUCCUUCCUCUAUCUCGCUAUAUUUCCAAGGCAAAGAGGCUUGUGCCUUUGACAUCCUGACCUGGUGCGCAGGCCCAUUUAAUUGUUUGUGACAUCAGUCACUGUGGCUGCAACCCCAUGCAUGCUAGCAUGGGGGUAAGCACACCUUAAUGCAAUUUCCUUCUGAGUAAGCAUGCACAGGGUUGCUCGGGGACAAGUCUGCAGUCCUAAACGUACUUAACUUGAAGUAAAUCCUGUUGAGCACAGGUGGGACUUGCAUGGCUUCCUUUUGAGCAAGCAAACAGGAUUGCAUAUACGUAAGUGUGCAGACCAUUGGGAGUCCAGAGAUGCAGGUAUUAAUUAAGAAUAAACUCAUGCAUGGUCUGAAACAUGGCAGAGGCAGGUAUCUGCCGCUGGACCUCCCUUGAAUAGCACCCCUCUUGCCUUGUGCUUGAUGCUGGGCUUUGUAGUCUUGGACUUACUGAUUGCUUCCUACAGAUAUCAGAGGCAAGCACCCAUGGGUGGCUUCCAUACCACGUAGGUAACUGAUGAAACCAGCUCUUUGGCUAGUCUGAUGCUGUAUUAACAAUGUGAGAUUCCCUGACCACGUCAACACGGAGCUGUCAAUUUUGGAUAACCCGCUCUAAAUGGGCAGCUGCUUUUUUGCUCAGUGGGGGGCUGCUUGUGGAGUCCUUUUUGAUUCUGCAAACAAGCUUGACGUGGCAUGUUUCCGUUUUCUCUGACUACAUCCCGGUGCAUAGCAUCCAUCUCGCCUCAUGUCCAUGUGUGUGUCAGGAUGCCUAACCCUUUUCCAUAGCAGCAUUUCAAAAUUAGCUACAGUCAUGACUUUGCCUUAAAAAAACCAACAACUACGAGGCAGAUCUAGCAUUCCUAUGUGGUCAACGACAGACAUGGAGAGAGGAAGAAAGAAGAGAGCAGGAAUGCCUUCCUUUCACAAUCUCAGGAAAUUAAAUAUUCUCAUUGCCAUGGCUACCUCUCACGGUUGCCACCUUCCUGGUUUGAAACCAGAUCAACCAGCAUUACCCCCACCCAUCCAAACGCACUUCUUCUGUAUCACCAUAAUAUUAUUAUCUGCUCUUUGCAUUGUUUGAUUAACUGUGUCGCAGUGUCAACCCAGGCUGGCUCUCUGUCAUUCCAUUUCUGCCAAACUGGAAGGAACCACGUUGCAAUGAAAUACUCAUCCACCUCUGCUCCCGAAAGACCCACCUAGCAGCUGCCUCUAACUGCAAUUUGAGAUGGGUGCAGUGCAUGUGACCCAGUAAAAUGCGAGCGCAGAUAAGGCUUCGGCAGUUGCAUAUUUGCAUGCGUUUCCAUGUAUCAGUUUACACCGGGGGUAGAAGGAUUUGCUGAGCAUUUGCUGAGCAAUGCCUUAUAAGGAAACUAGCCUGGAUUAUGCCUGAGAGCAGGCAAUGUGGUCAGGAGGUUGGUAGGAGGCUGGUAGCUGUCAGCAGGUGGCAAGUCAGGACCUGGGACAGCUCCAGAGCAUCAGAGAUGUUGUUCCAACAAGAGAAGAAGCCCUUGUAUUUCAAUGCUGCAACCCUGGAUUUUGUGGAAGCCCAAUCCUUCAAUGGGACAGCACUCUGUCUUGGAGUCUGGCAGUUUUGUGGCAUUUGUGGUCUCCAGAAGGGGGGGGGGCAUAAAUGAUAGGGAUGCUGAUAUCUGUGGACAUACCAAACAAUCAACAUUCCAUUUUGGAGGAGGCAACUUUAGAAAACCUUAACAAACCCUUCCAUCGGAAUCUGUUCCCAUCUUGGGACCGGCUGCUAAAAUUGGCGAAUGUCAUGUACAUACCCCAUAAUGCCUCAAGUCCAUCCCAUGUGGUUGGUGCCAUAAUAUUCUCUCUGUAGCACGGACAGCAUGCUGGUCUGACCUUUCCCUUUGCUUUCGGAUUGGUGGCGCUCUCUAGAGAUACUUGUCUGCGGAGGGUUGAGAUAUUGUUUUCUUUCUUCUACCAUUGUUUCUCAUCGUAAGUUAUUUAAAUUACGUAUCUGCUUUGAUUCAUUUAACCAGGAGUGGAGAUAAAUCAGGAAUGGUGGGAAGAAAACAAUCCAAUGUAAUAAAUGUUAACAGCAAAAAAACACACACACAAAAACCCAAAGCAAAACAACAAAGGAGAUGUCUGUAAAUAAAUAAUUGUUCCCUUCUAGGAUUUCCUUCCCCUUAGAACUGAUUUUUCUCUGUUAUGGUGAUGUUGUACCAGCAUUACGUUAAACAUAAUUUAUUGAAUGGGUGCUAACCUCGCAGUCACGCUCUUCGUUUUUUCUGGGCUGCAGAGGAGACAGGUUGCAGGGUGACGCCGAUCUCCUCCUGGGCUUGGGUGGCUGGGCCACCUGCGGCCUUCUUUUCCCAUCAGCAUCGAUCUUGCUUCUUGAUGAUGUUCCUGAUGCAUAGAAUAGAUUCCUAGUGACUUCGUAACAUGUCGUUGGCAACUUAUUGCAAUCCUUAGCUGCAGACAGCCGCCCUCCCAGGCCCAAAGGGGGUCCUGUGUGUUGUUCUAAUAAAAGAUUUUAGUCAGAGAA
Molecule: messenger RNA, 7268 nt
Organism: Podarcis muralis (Common wall lizard)
Lineage: Eukaryota; Metazoa; Chordata; Lepidosauria; Squamata; Lacertidae
Source: RefSeq, a predicted model, not a curated record